GGGGCUCCGCUUAAUGCGAGGAACCACGGCCAGUGAGCGGAAUCCUUACUGGCUACCCAUUCCCGGAACUUCCUGGUUCUUCUGUGUGCAGAUGACAUCACCGGGACUCUAGGAAGUUGCACGCGGAGAUCAGGCGUCUGACAAUGGCCAAGAACAAAUUACGAGGGCAGAAGUCCAGGAAUGUAUUUCAUAUAGCCAGCCAAAAAAACUUCAAGGCUAAAAAUAAAGCAAAACCAGUUACCACUAACCUUAAGAAGAUAAAUAUUAUGAAUGAUGAAAAAGUUAACAGAGUGAAUAAAGCUUUUGUAAACAUACAAAAGGAACUUGCACACUUCUCAAAAGGCCUUUCUCUUGAACCUGUGCAGAAAGAAUUGAUUCCUCAGCGGCGUCAUGAAAGUGAAACAGUUAAUGUUGAUGAAGCUACAAGAUUAAUGGCUCUGUUGUAAUACAGUGGUGAUGCAUCUAAUUCCCCAAAAAGACCAAUAAAUUAAAUGUUUUAUACAA
Molecule: messenger RNA, 504 nt
Organism: Nycticebus coucang (slow loris)
Lineage: Eukaryota; Metazoa; Chordata; Mammalia; Primates; Lorisidae
Gene: RBIS
Product: ribosomal biogenesis factor
Exons: 4
Coding region: 144-446 (100 amino acids)
Biological process (GO): ribosome biogenesis
Cellular component (GO): nucleolus
Source: RefSeq, a predicted model, not a curated record